Messenger RNA from Pelagomonas calceolata, 1204 nucleotides. NCBI's taxonomy places the organism in Eukaryota, Pelagophyceae, Pelagomonadales, Pelagomonadaceae. The record is from the annotation of a GenBank genome assembly.
GUAGGUACCGUAGGUACCUACGGUACGGUACCUACGGUACGGUACUAAAUAGCUCGUACAUUAGAGUCAGACGAGGCAGAGCAGCAUAAAUAUUGACCAAUACGAGACUGUGCGAGGAAGCAAUGGCGUCGCUCUCGACAACAUACGCCAGGUGGGACCGUUUUGCCGCCGACAGCGACGACGGCGCGGAGCCGGCGGCGCCCGUGCCCGUCGCACCGGUGGCGUCGGCACCCGCGCUCGACGACGACGCGUCGGCGCCGACAGACGACCUCGACCCGGACGUCGCGCGCGGCCUCGACGCGCUGCGGGAGGCGGAGCCCGGCGUCUGCGCGAGUUUCCUGGACGAGCUUGCGACGCAACUCCACAACGCGCCGCUCCGCAAGCGCGCGGCGGUCGACCGCGGCGCGCUACAGGCCGUCGUGGACGUGAUGCGUCGUCACGCGGCUCACGCGGACGUGCAAACCAAGGGGGCGCGCGCGCUGCGAGCGCUGUGCUUCAACAACGCGCUCGGGCGUGCGGCCGCUCCCGCCGCCGGCGCGAUCCGCGUCCUCGCGGACGCGCUGAACGCGCACGUCGCCGCCGAGGCGCGGGAGGAGGCCGUCUGGGCGCUCGUGGUCAUCUGCGCCGACGACGAGGCGAACCUGAAGUGGUGCAGCCGCCUCUGCGCCGACCCGCUGCGCCGUGUCCGGAGCGACGUCGCGGCCUCGCCGCGCGCGUCGGCGAUGGCGGCGUUCCUCUGCGAGAAGAUAAAAGAGUGGCGGACGGGUGGCAACCGGUAACGGAUCGGAGAACUACUACCCCUGGUCGGUUUGGUUGGUGGGUGUCAUUUUCUUCUCUGGUUGUGGCUUUCGAGGUGGUGGCGCUCCUCCUACGGUGGGGCGGGGGUGUCGCCAUCUCGCCUUUAUCGGCAGCCUAGUCAGUCGGCCGGAGGAGCUCGCCGCCGGAAAUCCUUGCUCCGUGCCAUAGCUGGAGUGCUGCUCUUGGGAAGCCUGGCGAAAGGCGCUGUGAUGUACUUUUUUCCCGCCCUCGCCGUUUUUAGUUGCUUAGUUUAUGCAAGUUUAGUUGGUUCCAGUUCGAAGGUUCGAAGGAGCUAGGCAACCAGAGGCUGUGGCUUAGCCACCACGACGCCUCCCCGCGUGACCGUUUCGUUGAACCGUUCGCCCGGCCCGCCCAGCCCUCAUACGCCGUCGCGGCGUCGGCGUCG